Messenger RNA from Jaculus jaculus (lesser Egyptian jerboa), 2237 nucleotides. It is a transcript of the gene Trim47, whose product is annotated as tripartite motif containing 47. Bases 40 to 1962 code for a protein of 640 amino acids. The transcript has 6 exons. Gene Ontology annotation, molecular function: zinc ion binding. NCBI's taxonomy places the organism in Eukaryota, Metazoa, Chordata, Mammalia, Rodentia, Dipodidae. The record is from RefSeq and is a predicted model, not a curated record.
CGGGAGCAGCACAGGCGGUGCCCGGGUAGCGUUGGAGCCAUGGACGGCAGUGGGCCCUUCAGCUGUCCUAUCUGCCUAGAAGCUCUCCGGGAGCCGGUGACGCUGCCCUGCGGACACAACUUCUGCCUGGCCUGCCUGGGCGCGCUCUGGCCGCACCGCAGCGCCGGAGGCACGGGCGGGUCCGGAGGCGCGUCCCGUUGCCCGCUGUGCCAGGAGCCCUUCCCCGACGGCCUGCAGCUCCGCAAGAACCACACGCUGUCCGAGCUGCUGCAGCUCCGCCAGGGUCCGAGCUCCAUGCCUACCCCGGCCUCCGCCCCGCCUCGGGGUCAGGCAGCGGAGCCCUCGGCGCCCAGCGAGCCUCCCACCGCGCCGGAACCGUCGGCUCCCUGCGCGCCCGAGCCUUGGUCCGAGGGCGACGAACCGGUGCGCUGCGACGCGUGCCCCGAAGGCGCGGCCCUGCCGGCCGCCCUCUCCUGCCUCUCCUGCCUCGCCUCCUUCUGCCCCGCGCACCUAGGCCCGCACGAACGCAGCCCCGCGCUGCGCGGGCAUCGCCUGGUACCGCCGCUGCGCCGGCUGGAGGAGAGCCUGUGCCCGCGCCACCUGCGACCGCUGGAGCGCUACUGCCGAUCGGAGCGCGUGUGCCUGUGCGAGGCCUGCGCCGCCCAGGAGCACCGCGGCCACGAGCUCGUGCCGCUGGAGCAGGAGCGCGCGCUGCAGGAGGCUGAGCAGUCCAAAGUCCUGAGUGCUGUGGAGGACCGAAUGGAUGAGCUGGGUUCUGGCAUUGCACAGUCUCGGCGAACGGUGGCCCUCAUUAAGAGCGCUGCGGUGGCCGAGCGGGACAGGGUGAGCCAGCUGUUUGCGGAGGCCGCAGCCACCCUGCAGAGCUUCCAGACUGAGGUGCUGGGAUUCAUCGAGGAGGGGGAGACUGCCAUGCUGGGCCGCUCCCAGGGGGACCUGAGGCGACAGGAAGAACAACGCACUCGCCUAAGCCGGGCACGACACAACCUCAGUCAGGUCCACGAAGCCGACUCGGUCAGCUUUCUGCAGGAGCUACUGGCGCUACGGCUGGCCCUCGAAGAGGGUUGCGGCCCUGGGCCUGGCCCCCCCAGAGAACUCAGCUUCACCAAGUCCUCCCAAGUGGUCAAGGCCGUGAGAGACGCGUUGGUCUCAGCCUGCGCCAGCCAGUGGGAACAGCUGCGGGGGCAGGGUGGUGACGACGUCGGGCUGCAGAAGCUGGGCUCAGAAGCUGAUUCAGAGUCCCAGGAUCCUGAUAGCACCAACCUACUGGAGAGUGAGGCCCCCAGGGACUACUUCCUCAAAUUUGCCUACAUCGUGGACUUGGACAGUGACACAGCAGACAAGUUCCUUCAGCUGUUUGGAACCAAAGGUGUCAAGAGGGUGCUGUGCCCCAUCAACUACCCCGAGUCACCCACCCGCUUCACCCACUGCGAGCAGGUGCUAGGCGAAGGAGCCCUGGACCGGGGCACUUACUACUGGGAGGUGGAGAUCAUCGAGGGAUGGGUCAGCGUGGGUGUCAUGGCCGAAGGCUUCUCCCCUCAAGAGCCCUAUGACCGGGGACGACUGGGCCGCAACGCAUAUUCGUGCUGUCUGCAGUGGAACGGGCGUGGUUUCUCAGUCUGGUUCCAUGGGCUGGAGGCCACCCUGCCCCACGCUUUUUCACCUACAGUUGGGGUCUGCUUGGAGUAUGCAGACCGUGCCCUGGCUUUCUACGCCGUUCGAGAUGGCAAGCUGAGCCUUCUGCGGCGACUCAAAGCCUCCCGGCCACGCCGGAGUGGCACCCCGGCCUCCCCCACUGACCCCUUCCAGAGCCGCCUGGACAGCUCCUUUGCUGGGCUCUUUGUCCACAGGCUCAAGCCUGCCUUCUUCCUAGAGAGCGUGGAUGCCCAUCUGCAGAUUGGGCCUCUCAAGAAAUCCUGCAUAUCCGUGCUGAAGAGGAGGUGAUACAGGGCGGCCUCCUCCCACAGAGAGGCCCAUCUUUACCAUCAGGGAAGACACAAACCUUAGUGUUGCACACAUCCCUAGUCCUCUCACUUCUAAAAGCCUCCCUCCACCUUUCAUAAUUUGACCUUCCACUUUUCAGGGAAGGGGUCUCCCAGCCCCUGGCCCCUGCAGGACUUGUUUUGGGAAACAAUCCAGACUGCCCAAACCCCUUCUUUUCUGGGUUUCUAGAACAGCCUGGCAGGCAGUAGGUGCUCAAUAAACAUUUGUUGAAUGAA